AUGGUCCUCCCCGACGAAGUCUUCGACGAAUGCGUCGCAAUCCUUCAAAACACUUCUCUCCUCGAAGAAGAACAAACCGAACAAGUCGAAGAUGUCAUCAAAUCCCGAACCGGCCUCACCGGAGCCGCUUUGGAGGCCCAGACCCUCGAUGUUCUAUGGCGUCACAGAGCUCAAGUCUCACCCACAUCCUCUCCGCCUCCUCCACGAGCCACAAUCAUCCGUCGUUCCUCGCCGGCUCCGUGGCAGAUGGCCGGUCGCACGGGAACUCCCGUCGGAACUCCACCUCCCGGUUUCGCCUCUAUAGCUACAACCAGCCUUCUCAACCAUGUCAAUAGCAGUCCGUUCCCGAGUCCUCGGCCGUCACCUUUAUUGGCUUAUUCUUCACCGCGAAUCCCCCAUUCGCCGUCUUUAAACGCGUACGAAUAUGCUACUGACAUUAUUACGCCCGAUAUAUACGGUGACUAUGGAUCCGAGAACGUCGCGUGGUUGGUCGCGGAUGAUAAUCCGACGAAUUAUUUGUCUUCUCGGGGGGGACUUAUGCAGCAGGAUAACUUGACCCCUCAUGAUAUGCUGCGCAGCGUGUUGGGGGAAGGACGUACGGAUGAGGAGAUAUCAGCCGCGUUGGAGACGUGCGGGUAUGAUCUUUCUGCUACUUUAUCCAUGCUUAUGGAUCAAGAGGGGAUUACGGGGAAUGGGAAUGGGCACGGUGGGAUCAAUAUCGAUGUAUUGAGGACACCGGAAGGGAGGUAUAGUCACCUUAGUGGUGAGGGGAUGACGAUUGCUACGGGGAAGAAUACGGCUUUGACGCCGGGAGGUGGGGAGUAUGGAAGGAGUCCUGGACGACCGACGACGCCUAAAGUUGGUGUCGUUUGUAGAUUCUUCUUGUCGACUGGUAGUUGCUUGAGGGCGGAUUGUAGGUUCAGUCAUGACACGUCUUCGACGAUAUGCAAGUAUUGGGUAAUGGGCUCCUGUCUCGCCGGAGAUACCUGUAUCUUCUCCCACGAUCCCACCCAAUCGGCCAGUAAACUCAUGGACCAACAGCGAGCCGCGACAUCUACUCCACCUCUCCUACACUUUCAAGAUACCACCGCCUUCCCAGCCCUCGGCGGCGACCUUACCUCUUCCCCUUACAAUAAUGGUAGAUCCGGCGACCCAUCCAACAACCCUACCCUUUCUCCACCCCCAGGUUUCCGCGCGCUAAACAUCUCGCGUCCAAACUCACGAGCUCAGAACCGUGCUCCGAGUCCCAUGAUCCCAUCAGUCGACGAUACAGACGCGUUCCCAUCCCUCGGUAGCUUCAAAACCGGGAAGAAACAUCAAAACCGACGGAACAAUAGGAGUAACCUCACAGAAGGUAUUACGGGUUCUCCAGGACAAAACAUUCCUACGGGACCAGCUAGUCUGGCAGAUGUAGUCCGUAUGUCCCCUUCACCAGGUCCAUACAACCGUAACAACCGCUUCAACAACCACAUCCAAAACUCCCCACCACCGUCCUUCGCAGUCCCUGGGAAACACCGAAACAACCAUCGCAACAACAACAAUAAUCAUAACGGUGGGAAUGGUCCACCAGGUGCAAACUUCCCAUUAUCAGCCGCAGCAGCAGCGAUACCACCGCCCCAGCAGAUCCCAUGGCUGGACACCGGAAACGCCAUGAAUAAGACAUACUUGAAACACCGACAGACGGCUAUUAAGCAUGGUCAACUGCGGAAUAAGUAUCUUAGUGCAGCAGCAGCAGCAUGGGCUAGGAAUGACGCCAAGGCUGCGAAGAGUUUGAGUAAUAAGGGACAACAGGAGCAAGCUGAGAUGAGGAAAGCGCACAGAGAAGCUGCGGGGGCUAUUUAUGAGCAGAGACAACGUGCGUUGAGGAAUGGAGCGUCUGUUGGUAAUGGUGGGGUUGUUGUUGAGUUGUUUGUGGACUUACAUGGCCUCCACCCAGAAGAAGCAGUAGAAUACCUCGAAAGAAUCCUCCUCGAGAAUCAAAAGUCCUCGCAACCAUUAUAUGCAAUCACAGGUACAGGUCACCAUUCUAAAAACGGAAAAGAUAAAGUACAACGAUCUGUUCGUGCUUUCCUGGAUGAAUGGAAAUACGUAUAUCGUGAAUUCUCAGCACAGGGGGAUAGAGGCGGAAUGGGUGGGAUAUUAGGUAUCGACCCCGGUAGCUUUGAUAAGAGCUAUGUUAAGGGCGAAGGGGGUAGUGGUGGUAGUGGUGGGGAGAAUGGGAAUGGGAAUGGGAAUAAUAUACAGAUUAAGAAGAAUGGAGCGGGGAAGGAGGAGCAUACUGAUGUUUUUGGGAUUGAUGAUGGGAGUUUGGGGGAUGGAGAUGCGGUUGAUGGGAAUGGGGAGGUGUUGAAGCGGAGGGAUGAGAUUGUGGUUAAAGUCAAGGAAGGGAAGAAGAAGAAAGGGAAUAAAGGGGAGCAGAAUGGGGAGAAGCAACAGGAAGUUGAGGAGAAUGGGAAGGGGGAGGAUCAAGGGGGUGAAGCGACGAAGAAUGGUGGUAGUGGUGGUGGUGAUGAUGAGGAGGGGUUGCUGGUUAAGGAUGGAGGACAUUUACCUGCUGCAGGUGCGGCGGGGGAUUUAGUAGUGUGA
This is a messenger RNA of Orbilia oligospora ATCC 24927, 2586 nucleotides long. RefSeq lists its product as uncharacterized. The transcript has 3 exons. NCBI's taxonomy places the organism in Eukaryota, Fungi, Ascomycota, Orbiliomycetes, Orbiliales, Orbiliaceae. Gene Ontology annotation, biological process: negative regulation of DNA-templated transcription. The record is from RefSeq and is a predicted model, not a curated record. Bases 1 to 2586 code for a protein of 861 amino acids. Gene Ontology annotation, molecular function: metal ion binding; RNA binding. Gene Ontology annotation, cellular component: nucleus.